UAUAUAAAUCAUUAUUACAAUAUUCUAAAUAAAAUAGUUGCAAUGUCAAGGGUAGUAAAUCAGUCGAAGAUUUCACCAGGUUUUUGAGAGCACAAAUUAUAGCACUGUAGCCACCUUUUAAAAAGAAAUAAUCGGACAAAUGUAAAUUCACGCGUUAGUCGAUCAUGGUCUUUGACCCUGAAUCUAACCUAUACACGUGUUGCAUCGUGUGAUAAAAAACACGAUUUUGGCACUAAACUAUCUUCCUUUUUUCGUUGCCAAAAAUUGAAUUGUGUCACUGUUAAAUUUGUUAAUAAAAAUUGAAAAUUCUCUUACCGACGAAUAUCAAGAUAUAUAAAUAAAUGAAACAAUCAAGUUUUGAAAAACAAUAAAUAUGAAGAAUGACGAGGAUAAAUUGUUGGACGAAGAACAAUGGAAACUAGAAGCACAGGCUGUCAUUAAUGAUAUCAAGGAUCACGUGAUUGACGUAAAAAUAUCCGACAGAUUGUGCAAUACUAAUCAAGUUAUCUAUCUAAAUUUAACAACGCUGGAAAACUUAACGUUUUGCAUCGAAUUAUCCAGUGCAGGUUUUACCAUCGUUGGAAACAAAUAUGACGAUUCUACAAAUAAGGGAAAUGAAUAUUUUGAAACAUUUUACAGUUUAUUGAAUUCAAUUAGUUUACGAUAUAGAAAUUCAUUUGGCAAUUUGUUGUUAGAAAAAUUGGAAAAAUUGGAAAAAUUAAGUUGAGAGUGUGACGCAGGAUAUAUUUUAAAGAACGUAUUCAUUUAUGUUACGUAAAUAGUUGCGUUUUACCUUCUUAUAAAAUAAUAUAAUUAUAUGCUAGGAAUGUUACCUGACACGAUAUAAAAAGCUACUUCUAGAAAAAAAGUAUCGCGCAUGGACAUCUAAAAGAUAAA
Molecule: messenger RNA, 897 nt
Organism: Polistes dominula (European paper wasp)
Lineage: Eukaryota; Metazoa; Arthropoda; Insecta; Hymenoptera; Vespidae
Product: GSK3-beta interaction protein
Biological process (GO): regulation of canonical Wnt signaling pathway
Cellular component (GO): cytoplasm
Molecular function (GO): kinase regulator activity; protein kinase A binding
Source: RefSeq, a predicted model, not a curated record